GUUUUUUUAUUUCAUUCGGAAGAAGAAGAAAACGCACAUUUUUUUUAACUCGGUUCGAACGGAGGCGCAAGAGACCAGGAACUAUAGACGAGGACAUGCCACGGCCACAGAAAAGGAAGAAUGUCGAGUCAACAGAAGAAGAACAAACGCAGCAGGAUCAAGAAAUAUACAAUGAGGAAAAAGAACAUCAGCCGGUGGAGGAUAUCACAUCCGUUGGGAAUUUGUCUGAUUUCACAACGCAAGCCUUUAGGAAUGUGGUGUCCGCCACUCGCUGCUGCAAUGCCUUUCCCCAGGGCACGGCUCGUUCUUUGUAUCUCAGCUAUCCUGGUUACGCCAAGAUCAUAGAUGACCUUUCUCAACGCGUGGUUGGACUCGUUGGCAAUGUACUGCAAUCCCAGCAGAUAAAGGGCGACAUAAACAAGCGCACCAUGGACGAACAAUUUGAGAUGGUUCAGGAAUGUAAUGAUAUUGUAUUUGAGCGUAUUACCACCAAUCUGGACAUAAAAAGUGGAUUACGACGUAAUCCACAAAUGAUGCUAGAGACACAGGUGGAUGUGCUCAAUCCCCAAGCCUCAGCGAGUCCGACAUCUGGAACGGAAUCCCCUUCCUCGACUUCAUGGCGAGCCGGCAGUUGGAAUCGCUCACCGGCUACGGCACCACGGGGACUAGUGUCUGCCCGCCUGUUCACAGCUAAGAAUAUAAUGAGACCCCAAUUGCAGUUCAAGGAGCUAAUAGACAACAAUGCUCAAAAUCCGUUUCUUCCGCGCCUGCGAGAAAAGCCAAACUCUCUAAAACCUUUAGCUCUACUGCCCGAGUACAAUGAAGCAGGCAACAUCCAAUCCUAUUUGCAUCCCUAUGAGUUUGAGUUGCUAAAAUUCGAGCCCCCGCAAGGACAGAUGCAAACGCAGAGUCCGGAGUUGCCUGCGUCUAUGGGAAAUACUGAAUUAAUGCUGGUAGACAAUUUGGAGAAGCUGCAGCAAGCCGUUAAGGAACUGAGUGAGGCCUCGCAGAUAGCCAUCGACGUGGAACAUCAUUCGUAUCGUACUUUUAUGGGCAUCACUUGCCUCGUGCAGAUGUCUACAUGCUCUAAGGAUUAUAUUUUCGACACGUUGGUCCUACGUGAGGAUAUGCAACUACUUAAUCUAGUUAUGACUGACCCCAAGAAAUUGAAGAUUCUCCACGGCGCAGACUUAGACAUUGAAUGGCUUCAGCGGGAUCUCUCACUCUAUAUUGUGAACAUGUUUGAUACGCACCGAGCAGCCAAAGCCCUCAAUAUGGCACGCCUCUCGUUGGCUUUUCUCCUUAAGCACUAUGUUGAUUUGGAUGUGGACAAAAGUCUUCAAUUAGCGGACUGGCGGAUGCGCCCCUUGCCACAGGAGCUUAUAAACUACGCUCGCCAGGACACUCACUAUUUGAUCUACGUCUAUCAGUGUCUGACCAACGACCUACUUAAGUUGGAUAAUGGCCAUCAGCAGAUCCUACGUUCUGUCUACCAGAUGAGUACCGAGGUGUGCCGGAAGCGGUAUACAAAGCCCCAUAUAGGCCCGGACUCACAUUUGGAUCUCGUACGAAAGACAAAGCAAAUCUUUGAUAAUCGGCAACUGCAUGCGCUACGCGGAUUGUUUGAAUGGCGCGAUACCACUGCCCGCCAAGAAGACGAAAGCUAUGGCUAUGUAAUGCCCAACCACAUGAUGCUCCAAAUAGCCGAAAGCCUGCCUCGUGAGAUGCAGGGCAUUCUGGCCUGCUGUAAUCCAAUUCCGCCGCUGGUGCGCCAGCAACUGCAUACGCUUCAUCAGAUUGUGCUAAAGGCUCGAGAACAGCCGCUGGUCAAACCUAUUCUAGAAGCCGGAACCGUCACUCAGCGGCCUUUACCCGUCAGUUCCAAGGAUUUUAACAGCAAACUUUAUCGUCCUCACGACUUUUCCCAUCUGGACGAAACUCGUGAUGAUUUACCUACUUUACUUAGAAGGACUGCCAAUGGCAAGCUCAAACUGCCAGGAACCAAUAUAGAUAAACAGGUUAGUUCUUUGGGUGUACCAGCCAUGAGUUUGUUUGGCAAACCAACAGUGCCUAUCGCAGAGGAGGAGCUGCGUUGGGUGUCAAUUCGUAACGAGAGCCGUGAAUUGCGUAUGCCGUACAAACGUUAUUUAGCUAUUUUACCCUUCACCGCGCAACUGAGAAAGGAACAAGACGCAAAGGAGCAGAGUGAAUUGCUCAAACGUCGCCUGUGCCCAGCAGAUCCCACGCCAGAGCACAUUCAAAUGGUAGAGUCGGCAAUAAAAACAACUGAAUCUGCAAACGAUCAUUCUAUGUCACUGAAGGAGCAGCUGAAACGUAAACAUCAAUCAAAAACCGUGUUAGAGGAUCAACCCAGUUCCAGCAAAAGACUCAAAUUGGACGAGAAUACCAAACCACUUUCUGCUGCACCACCAAUUAAGAGUGAAACAUCUAUUAUCAAUGUCGAUGACGGUGAAAGUGAUAAUAGUGAUGUUGUAGAAAUGCCUAUAAUUAAGAAUCCACUAGAACCUCCAUCUCCCGCUACUCCUACUCUGUCCAAGCGACAGCAGAAAAGACAGAGAAAUAACCAACAGUUCAAGGCGAAAGCGCGCAUUCAACAGCAUUCACAGAGUUCGAAUCAACCUGUUAUACUGCCCAAAAAAGGUGCUCCCAACUUCAACUACAAAAAUGUGGACUUUAAGCAGUUUAAAGGCGGUGCAAAAAGAGCACGUGGCACAGAGAUCAAGGCAGAUAUACGUGGCAAGAAUCGGCCCAACAAUCGGAACAACAAACAAUUCAAUAAACUGUUUACAUUUAGUAAUGUAAAAAGAGGAAAAUAGAUGAACGAAGGGACCUCAAUCCCGGAAACGGAAUCACUUAAUCAUCCAAGUGACCAUGACCACCAUUUACUAGCUAUUCAUUAAUUUUUCACUUUACACAUUCAUGUUGUAGUUAAAAUGUAUUGAAUUCAUUUUUCUAAAAUAUAUUAUCUAUAAAAAACAACAA
This is a messenger RNA of Drosophila willistoni, 3003 nucleotides long. RefSeq names its product exosome component 10 (gene Rrp6). Gene Ontology annotation, cellular component: nuclear exosome (RNase complex); nucleolus. The record is from RefSeq and is a predicted model, not a curated record. Lineage: Eukaryota; Metazoa; Arthropoda; Insecta; Diptera; Drosophilidae. Gene Ontology annotation, molecular function: nucleotide binding; 3'-5'-RNA exonuclease activity; nucleic acid binding. Bases 96 to 2837 code for a protein of 913 amino acids. The transcript is spliced from 5 exons. Gene Ontology annotation, biological process: histone mRNA catabolic process; TRAMP-dependent tRNA surveillance pathway; nuclear polyadenylation-dependent rRNA catabolic process.